Messenger RNA from Mandrillus leucophaeus (drill), 3127 nucleotides. It is a transcript of the gene OCA2, whose product is annotated as oculocutaneous albinism II. Gene Ontology annotation, cellular component: melanosome membrane. The transcript is spliced from 26 exons. The record is from RefSeq and is a predicted model, not a curated record. Gene Ontology annotation, biological process: melanocyte differentiation; melanin biosynthetic process; transmembrane transport. NCBI's taxonomy places the organism in Eukaryota, Metazoa, Chordata, Mammalia, Primates, Cercopithecidae.
UCGAAGGCUGUGCUCCGCUCACCAUCCAGAGCGGAGAUUCGGACCUUACACUAACUCCCGGAGAAAGACCAGCAAGUGCGCAGAGAGAAGACUGGCGGUGGAGCAUGCAUCUGGAGGGCAGAGACGGCAGGCGGGACCCUGGCACACCGGAGGUGGAGCUCCAGCAGACGUCCGUGCCCCCGGGACUCACUGAACUUGCCGCGGGCAAGCGCAGGCCUCCGCGGGGAGCCGGCGGGGCUGACCCCUCGCUCUCCUGCCCCAGCGGGGCCGCUGGGCAGAGCUCCCGGGCUCCUGCAGGCCAGGAGUUUGCUUCAUUCCUCGCACAGGGGAGGUCUCACUCUCCUUUGCCCCAGAUGUCCAGCUCCAGGUCUAAAGAUUCCUGCUUUACAGAAAACACUCCUUUGCUGAGGAAUUCCUUACAAGAGAAAGGGUCACGGUGCAUACCUGUUUACCAUCCAGAGUUCAUCACUGCCGAAGAGUCUUGGGAAGACGGCUCUGCUGAUUGGGAGCGAAGGUACCUGCUGAGCAGGGAGGUGUCUGGUCUGUCUGCGUCUGCCUCCUCCGAGAAGGGGGACCUUCUAGACAGCCCGCACGUCCGGCUCCGUCUUUCCAAGCUGAGGCGCUGUGUGCAGUGGCUGAAAGUCACGGGCCUGUUUGUCUUUGUGGUGCUGUGCUCUAUUUUGUUCAGCCUGUAUCCGGAUCAAGGAAAGCUCUGGCAGCUGUUGGCCUUGUCACCGCUGGAGAACUACUCCGUGAACCUCAGCAGCCACGGGGACUCCACGCUGCUGCAGGUGGACCUGGCCGGGGCCCUAGUGGCCGGCGGGCCCAGUCGUUCUGGGAGGGAAGAGCGCCUCCUGGUGGAGCUGACCCAGGCCGACACUUCCGGCUCCAGGUGGCGGCGGCCACAGCAGGUCACUCACAACUGGACGGUGUAUUUAAAUCCGAGGAGAAGCGAGCGCUCGGUGAUGAGCAGGACCUUUGAGGUACUGGGCAGAGAGACGGUGUCCAUCAGCAUCCGGGCCUCCCUCCAGCAGACCCAGGCUGUCCCUCUUUUGAUGGCUUAUCAGUACCUCCGCGCGAGUGUAGAAGCCCAAGUGACCAUCGCCACGGCCAUCCUCGCGGGCGUCUACGCGUUGAUCAUAUUCGAGAUCGUGCACAGAACGCUGGCGGCCAUGCUGGGUUCCCUGGCGGCACUGGCAGCACUGGCUGUGAUUGGCGACAGACCCAGCCUGACCCAUGUGGUGGAGUGGAUUGAUUUUGAGACGCUGGCCCUGCUGUUUGGCAUGAUGAUCUUAGUAGCCAUAUUUUCAGAAACGGGAUUUUUCGAUUACUGUGCUGUAAAGGUAGGUAUGAUGUCAAGGAAAAGGGUAUCAGGUUGAAUUCUAGUGCUGUGCUUGAUGGCUUUGGUCCUUCUACCUUUCACAAUGUGCACAGUGGGACUACUUUCAUUUUCCUCCAUUUGUGACAGGUUGUGUGAGGUGCUCAACCUCGAUCCCAGACAAGUCUUGAUUGCAGAAGUGAUCUUCACAAACAUUGGAGGAGCUGCCACUGCCAUCGGGGACCCUCCAAAUGUCAUUAUUGUUUCCAACCAAGAGCUGAGGAAGAUGGGCCUGGACUUUGCCGGAUUCACUGCACACAUGUUCCUUGGGAUUUGCCUUGUUCUCUUGAUCUCCUUUCCACUCCUCAGACUGCUUUACUGGAACAGAAAGCUUUAUAACAAGGAGCCCAGUGAGAUUGUUGAACUGAAGCACGAGAUUCACGUCUGGCGCCUGACCGCUCAGCGCAUCAGCCCGGCCAGCCGCGAGGAGACUGCCGUGCGCCGCCUGCUGCUGGGGAAGGUGCUGUCCCUGGAGCACCUGCUCGCCCGGAGGCUGCACACCUUCCACAGACAGAUCUCACAGGAGGACAAAAACUGGGAGACCAAUAUCCAGGAACUCCAGAAAAAGCAUAGGAUAUCUGACGGGAUCCUGCUCGCCAAAUGCCUGACCGUGUUGGGAUUUGUUAUCUUCAUGUUUUUCCUCAAUUCGUUUGUCCCUGGCAUUCAUCUUGAUCUUGGAUGGAUUGCUAUCCUGGGUGCCAUCUGGUUGCUAAUUUUAGCUGAUAUUCAUGAUUUUGAGAUAAUUCUACACAGAGUGGAAUGGGCAACGCUUCUGUUUUUUGCGGCGCUCUUUGUUCUGAUGGAGGCGUUGGCACAUCUCCACUUAAUAGAAUAUGUUGGAGAACAAACUGCUUUGCUAAUAAAGAUGGUCCCAGAGGAGCAGCGCCUCACGGCCGCCAUCGUCCUGGUGGUGUGGGUCUCAGCCCUGGCGUCGUCCCUGAUUGACAACAUCCCAUUCACCGCUACCAUGAUUCCCGUGCUCCUGAACCUGAGCCGCGACCCUGAGGUCGGCCUGCCCACGCCGCCGCUCAUGUAUGCCCUGGCCUUCGGUGCCUGCCUGGGAGGUAACGGGACACUGAUUGGCGCGUCGGCAAACGUGGUGUGUGCAGGAAUUGCAGAGCAGCAUGGAUAUGGGUUCUCCUUCAUGGAAUUUUUCAGGUUGGGCUUCCCAAUGAUGAUUGUGUCCUGCAUCGUUGGGAUGUGUUAUCUUCUUGUGGCUCAUGUGGUGGUGGGAUGGAAUUAAUAGACAUCCAUCUGUCACUCGAAAACUAAAGGAAACUUCAUCCAUCACAACCCAUCAGUCAUAAAACUACCCUGACACCACUGUUUGGAGAAGAAAAGGUGCUUACCCUGGAGAUGCUAUGGAGACACAGUGGAAUAAACCUUGACACUAACACUAAUUCCGGUGAAUGCUGGAACACCGUGGCCGCCUCUUUGUGUCCUUUCUCCCCAAGGACAAAAUGUAGAAAACGUGAGAUAACUUAUUCGAGAUUCUCCUCCAGAAAAAUACGUAUGUUUCAAAACCCUCCCUGCUAUACAUAGGAAAAGACACACAUGCACCCAAAAUUGCUUGUGCUGUUUAAUUGUCAAUUCUCUUGAGGCUAAACACAGUCUGUUUUUUCUUGUAAUCACUUUUCAUGUUAAAAUAACCAGCACUCAAAUUGUAUGCUCUCUGAAUAUAGACUUUCUGGGAAAAGGUUUACUGCUUAUAAGGAAACAUUUUAUAUAUUAAACUGUUCCUUGAUAAAA